UAGGAUGGUUUGAUACAGUGUUCUGUUGUAUCUUACUUUGGGAAUGUUCUGAAUCCUCGUUCUGUUAUUCUUACAAUCUGUGAUGACAACACCAAUUUCCUCUUCUCAAACAUCCCCUCGUCUUCCCCAUGUUUACAUUUUCACUCCACCAAUUUUUGCCGAUGCUUGUUCUUACUACAAGCAGGUUUUCUGUACAGUUUGACCUUUUUUAAACCCAAGUGCUUGUAAAAUAAAACAUCCCUUUGACUAAUUAAAAAGUAGGGAUGAUACCGAUAUCGGGCCGAUAGUGCCUCAAACAGCUGGAUAGGGUAUCAUGACAAUGGGGCUGAUCUAUUCAGUUCAUUUCCUUGUUUAUAUACUAUACAAUAUAUACUGGAAUUUAUUUUUGACCAAGUUGGGGCUGCAUCAAAAAGGUUUACACUUGAAUUGUUAAUUUCAAGAUAUUUUACCAAGUUGCUAGUGCCAUUUAUCAUUUUAACAAUAAAAAACAAUGAGUAACUUUAUAUCAAAGUAUUUAUUUGUUACAUUUUAUUUUGCAAAGUAAGGAAAGCGAUACAGCUUCUUAACUAAACACAGGUAUCGGAUCUGUGCUCGGUAUCAGUGUUUUACCAAAAGCUCAGGUUUCGCUAUCGGAACUAAAAAAGUCAGAUCAGUGCAUUUCUAUUAAAAGGUCCACACUACAGUCCUAUGUCUUUAUGGAGUUGCAGCAUGUGUGACAAUAUGACAUAAUAACAUAUCUGAAAGGAAGUGAAAGCACAUUACAGUAAGAGGGUAGUUCUUAAGUUGAUAAUUCUUGAGAAAUACACUCACAUUGCUCCUCGUUUUUACUCAAACAUGAACAGAGACAAACUUUUCCUCAGUUCACGGCACCACAAAAAGUCGCUAGUGCUCUUUGCUGCACAACUAGCAAAGCACCGUACAAAUUGCUCCUCUGUGGGUGAAUUCUGCAAAAUCAAGUAGAACAUACAUGGACAAGCAGCAUCACAGCAACAGGAAAUGAAAUUUGCUUGAAAUAAUACAGGCUGUUUCCUCUUUUCACUUUACGAUUCUGACGGGAGACAAAGCUGCCACAUGCCACUGUGAACAUCAAGGGUGUGCCAUUUCAUUUGCGCAGCCUGGUGACAGAGGCAACCGCUAAUGUCAGCAGACACAUUUCAUUUUGGGAGAUAAAAGCCUCUGAUACGAAUACAUCUGCUCUUACUCCCUGAUGUAAUUAGAGACCUGGCACUGGUACAUCACGACAGCAGCAGGGUUACCAUGGAGACUGGCAAGCCGGGAUUGGUGAGUGCUCCAGUGCACAUCAGCUCUGUCGCAGCGCAGACAGAGAAAAGGAUGGACAUCCAGGCCCCGCUGACAGCUGUUUACAUCCACACGGUGCCCGCUCUACCAGCGCAGCCUUACCCCCUCGUGCCUCCAGCGACCGCCCGGGAGCCAGCCACACUCCAUCUGGCAAUGCCGCCGCUUUACUCCAAGGAGACGCUCCCCUUCCUGACACUCCAUAUUGCUGGUGGAUUGCAGUCUCAGCCGGGACUGAGUCUGGCAGCUGCUCUUCCUGCAGUCAGACCCAAGUCGGCCGGAAAGCACGUGUGUCCUCACUGUGGACGGGACUGUAUGAAGCCCAGCGUGCUGGAGAAGCAUCUCCGCUGCCACACCGGGGAGCGGCCUUAUCCCUGCAUCACUUGUGGAGUUUCUUUCAAGACUCAGAGCAACCUCUAUAAACAUAAGCGUACACAGGCUCAUGCCCGCCUCUCGUCUGAAUCAGAGCCGAGCAGCCUGGACAGCAUGUCCGGCUCCAGAGAGACCUGUACCUCCAGUUUGUCUUUGGAUGAGCGCAGCGAGGAUUCGGGCAGCAUGGACAAGGAAGCCACACUACCUACUGAUGAGAUCACCUGUCCAGCCAGUACUGCAAAGGUCUAUUCUGUAAAGUCACAAGGUUCUGUGAGUGAGCAGAAUGCGUUGACCCUUGCAGGUCAGAGGACGGAAGUAAAUGAGAUGGAAGCAAAGGUGAAGGAAGUACAAAAACAGAGGAUGGAAAACGAAAAACCUCCGUUGACUGCCGGUCGACAUCUUCCCCUUCAGAGGCAAGAAGCCACUCUGUUCUCCAAGCAGUGGGAGAGCUCUGUUUCCCGAGGGAAAUCGCAGAGCCACGAGAGCACAGACUCAGGCUUCAGCGAGAGCAGUGACCACUACCCGAGCCCCGGCAGCGUUUUACACGACCACAGUAUGGAUUCCCUCACCGAAUCUACCAAGGAGCAUCUUUCAGAAACCACCAACCCACAAACACCUUCCGGUCCAGGCCAAGGUGGACAAGAACCUAGAUGCACUGCAAGGCAGCAGGAGCAGAAGACGCUGGAGGAGCGCAUAUCUAAGCUGAUUUCAGAGAAUACAGCUGUUGUGGAGGACAAACAGCUAGAGCAUGUAAGGCCGCGGAAGACAGUUCUGUCAAAGCAGGGUAGCAUUGACCUCCCCAUGCCGUACACGUACAAGGACUCCUUUCAUUUUGAUAUGAGGAUCGGUAAGGCUCCCAAUGUUGGGUUACAAAGAAGCAGGAACCCCGAAUUCUACAGCUCUGUGCCCACUCAGCGAUCCAACACCAUGGAGCAUGCCCCCUUAACCCGCAGCAACUCCCUCCCUUUCAGUGUUACCCUCCUGCAGCAUGAGAGGAGCAGCCCAACCUCUUCCUUUCAGAGCGAUUAUGUAACACUUGCCCGGAGGGGAAGCUCUGGCCAGAUCAAUCCAACAGGUUUCGCAAUGAAGCCUGUAAACCAACAUUCAUCCGCCCACCGCCCAUUGGUCCGGCAGGCAGCCGUAGAUGGCAACCACGCAACAGACGGUCUCUUUGCAAAUUCAUCUGUGGAGGAGGCGUGCGCCAGCAGCCUCAGCUGCGAAGGGGAUGGCAGUGACAUUUGUGGAGAGCCAAGCAACAGAAAGUUCCGGAGGAAGAAAACACAAAAGUUUGCCUACGACAAGUGGUAUAUGUACGGGGGAGGGACAUUUAAGAAACUCUACAAUGCCGAGAAGAACGGCGAUGAUGGUGUCAGCAAAGGCAGGAAAUGUCCGGCAAACCCAGAGCACGAGGUUGUUCGGGGCCUGCCGAAAAGGUCAUCAGCAGUUCAGAAGGAGACGGCAAUAACAAUGAACUUCUCAAGCAGCAGUGCAACAGCGUGCCAACCAGGCUGCCCUCCUGCCAAACUAUCCCUCUCUGCUGUGGAUUUGAAUGUCAAAGCUGGCCAGCUUCACACAUCAUGCAGCUCUCUCAAGACUCCACUUCAGAGAAACCUGUCUUUGUCAGUGCUGCCAUUAUCUUCAGUUGGAUCAUUGGUUAGCCACCAAACAGACAGCAUGAGCAGAGCAGAAGCAAGGAGAACUGUUUAUGGAGAAAAACAUACUGACUCCACCUUGCAGCUGUGUGGAGCCCAUGUUCCCUCAGACAGGAAAAAACAGAAAACUGAUGAGAAAAUAAUUUUCCCUCUGGAGAUGGAAACCAAUCCAAACACACCGACCCAUCCCCGUCCCUCUGUCACUGGCAGUGCGCCACAGCAGGAUACAAAACUCAGUUACAUCAACCUCCAGAAAAAUCAGAAACAUACUCAGCUCACAGCAGCUCUCUUCCCAACGUGCAUAAUCAAUGCAAAUACACCGUCUGUCAGCUGCUCGCCUGCCAAGGCCAGCUUUCUGCCCAAGUAUCAGCUAAAGUUACCUAAUGCCGCUGAACCGGAUUCAAAUACUUCUCCACGUGCUGUGGAUAAACUGCCAGGAACUGGUGGUCGCACUAUCACCUCUGCUCUGUCAUCUCCUCUCACAGAGAUAACCUCACUCUCGCUCAAAACUUGCGAAAAGAAAUUUGACAUUCCCGUCACCUCACCGUUGACUUGUGAUAUUAAAAAGGCAAAUGCUUUCAGUUCCACACAAGACCAGCACCCCUCGCCUUGCACAGCCACGACCCUUUGUCGGGCUGAAACGCCAAGACUUAAUCCAGAUGCAACAUCUUGUUGUGCUGUCGUGCACAGGCAAUUUUCAGCAACCACAAUAACCACAACCUGCCUGCAAAAUGAUAGAGCAGGAUUAUGCAGCACUUCAUUAAAGCUCUCGCAAUCUGGAGCGGGCUCAGAGCCUUUGCAAUUACCUGUUUCACCCACGGUUCCGCACUUCCCUGUUGCACCUACCAUUGCCACAGCAAACAAUCCGUCACCUGCGGCUGUCACUACGGCUUUUGCACAAGGUCAACCUAAUCCAAACCCGCGCACACAACUCUCGCCAGCAUCAGACCCUUUAAACAGCGCACACAUCACCCCAGUCGUACCUUAUCACAUUGUACCGUUUGACCAGAUGCAGCCAGAUGCCCAGAACGUGUUUCACGUUCACACGGCAGACCUCCAGAUCUGCUUUCAGAUCAUAUCUGAUGAGCAGCUGGCUCUCAUUGAACCCCAGAUCGAGAGGCAAGCAGGUAGUGUCGUCUCGCAGAGGCGUGACGUGGAAGGAAUCCAGAACACCAUGCAAAGCUCUGUUGCAAUUGAAAGUAGUAAUGAUGGAAGGGGCCAUCAACAGCCAGGACAUCAACAGGGGUUGUACCAAAGUGAGUCUUCACUCACACUUGACCAAAAGAGAAUAAAACCUCCGCUGUCUGCACAAUUUGGGACGGUAGAGCCAAUUCUCCACCUGACCGAACUCCAUGAUUCCACUCAGGCUACAGAAUCAGCUGGAUCUACACGCCCACACAAACACGGUCAUGUAAACACGGUCACUGUGACUCAGAGCUGUACGGGUGAUGUUAUGUCAACUGCUGCUUCGCUUAAAGGUUUAGAGUCAGGAAGGAGCCAAACCUAUGAGCAGGAGCAAACCCUUUCUCUGAACCGUUGUGCUGAGGAGCAACUUUUGCCGAACAGGAGGGUCAGCCAAGGUGGAUUAAUCUCUCAAACUCUCUCUGGCCAACACAAGUUCAGCGAGACCCCUCUCUCUCCGAGCACAGUAAAUCAGUAUAAUAGUGAAAGACUGGGCAAAGAAAGCAAACUUCAAAAUCAAGCAGCUCCAUGUUGUGUAGGAACAAUGAGAGCAACAGGCGAAGCCUCUGCAUGCAAAAGCAGCAGGCCAGAAAGCGGGGAAACCUACCCCCCUCUGCAGGUUGCACUCGUUCAGGCCUCCGGUGCUUCAUGUGUUGAUGAACCUCCUGGGUCAGUGUCUUCAUUUUCCAUCAAUAAAUGCAAUUUUUUCAGACAGUUGAACCCACACAUGUCCAUCUACUGCACUAAUCUAAUGGAAACUACAUUAUCAGAGGCUCCGGAUUCAUCUAAACAUGCAAACAUGGGAUGUGACAGGGUGGGACCUUCAGACGAUUCGGCCCCUUUACAGGAAGUGACUCAGGAUGUAAUCAGCUCAACCCAUUCAGAAAAACAACUCGCUCAGUUUAUGUCAGUGUCUUCUAACAUCCAGGUAGAAAGACCCAAAGACACUUCAGCUGUGCUUACAAGUAUUCAGAGCCAUACUGCAGGACUUAUGGAGGGAUGUGCGGCCCAGAAGGAGACACUGGGACGUGGAGGGACCCCCGGGCGGCCAGACAGCACAAACGGCACAGACUGCACAGACGGCACAGACGGCACAGACGGGAGGCCAAAGCCGAGCCAAGAGGCCUGGAGGACAAACCUGCAGCGCGUGGAGGGGGAGGACGAGAACGGAGGAGGCGAGGCCGACUGGGUGCCGGGAAGGCGGGACAAGGCCGAGUUCACCUGCACAUACACGCCUUUAACAGAUAUGUCAGAGGAAGAAGACAGAGCGGUCAAGGCGGAUCCCUUCAAACACUCUUGGCUGUCUCAGCAACAUCUUCAGCAUCUUUCCCAGACGCACUCAGGAAUGUCUGAAUACCCUCCACGGAGCCCUCAGCAAGCUCUGAGCGACCUUAAUUCAAUGGCCAGCGGCGGUCAGACCGGACUUUUCAAUUCUCCACAGCUCCCGUUGGAUAUGAACAACUUUUGUUUCUCGCAACAACACUGGGAAAACAGCAGCAACCAUAACCAACAGGUCUCAUAUGAAUCUAGUUCGAGUCAGCGUAUCAAAGUGCGGGCCCAAUUAGUAGAGACACAAAAUGCUUUCACGCAAAGUAAGUCCGGCACUCAGCAAACGCAAGCAUUUCCACACCAGGACAGAAAGCGGAGUAACAUCAGUCCUGUGCAGCAAGGACAUACAGAUUAUAAAUUGACAAUAGGCAGUCACAAGAGCCCAAGUGUCUCGCCUGAUUCUUAUUCUGUUCAAGUCAGUAGAGCUGCUGCUAGAUCGACGGGGGAAACCCUCGCAUCAAACAACGAUGUGCUGGAUAAUAUUGCCGCACCGCCAUCAGAGCCUUUUCAAUUCCCAGAACCUGAUGAUUAUACUGACACCAAGGACGAGGCACCAAAUGACUACAACAAAUACCAGUCUUUUUUCUUGUCCAGCCAGCUCAAUGGCUUCCAGCCGCCCGAGUGUCUGACCAGUGGAGUGAGGCCCGUGCAAAGCUGCCAGGACCACACAGAAGACACCAGCAGCAGCGACGAUGAAGGGAAGCUCAUCAUCGAGCUUUAGCUGAACAAACACAUGCUAGUUGGAAUUUGCUCUGCUACAGAUUUAUAACAACAGUUAAAAGCUGAGAACCACAUGUGUACACUCAAAAAAGUCUGAAUUUGAAUAAAAAAAAUUAACUGUCAUUGACUAUUUUAUCUUUAGUUUUGAGUAAUACAUAAAAAAGUAAAUGUAGUAAUAGUGUAGGUAGAGUGCAAGCUAACGUUUAUGUUCUAUCGUGUUAUCAAGAGUAAUUACAAGCUGAGUAGGAAAUACUGCUCACGUAAGCCUCCGAGUAAGAAUUCCAGGACUCUCAGGAAUUUCAGCUAUAUCUCCCACAUGGAAACAAGAGCCGCAGCAAUUACUGAACCAGUCACAAAAGAUCUGCAAAGCCACCAUCGCAGGCAGUUACAACCAAAUCAAAUCCAUUACUAAGAGUAAUGGGGCCGAUCAUGAUAACUAAAGGUUGGGUCCGUUAUUAUUUCAUUUAUUUUUGUUAAUUAUUUGAAGUUGUAUUAAAGUUGUAUUAAAUCGGAACAUUCACCUUUUGGUCGAGCAAUGCAUGUGUUAGCGUCAAAAUGCUAAUUUCUCAUGUGACCUGACAUAGGUGUGUGUAUAAUGGAGCACUAAGCAAUGUGCUGCUGUGGACGCAAUAUCAGUUCAGAUAACGAUAACACAACACAAACAAACUAGCCAAUGAAGACAGCAGAAGACCAACAACUCAUGUGUUCCGCAAGGUUAAAUGACUGUUUCUGUGCCUUUGAAGACAGCAAUACAAUUGCUUCAGUUCCACAAUCGUAAAGGGCUUUCUGAUCACAAGGUUAAACGGUGAAAAUAUUCUAAUGUAGCAUACACUUUAUGAAUUUUCAUGUGGGCAUUUUAUUAGGUGGCUAAAAUAUGUUUUUCUGCUGCUCCCAUCCACAGCCGCUUUAUCUUGUUAUCUAGUUGCCCUUUCCGAUGGGCAACUAGCAAUAUAUUCUUUCACCUGUUUACUUAUAACUGGCCACCAGAACCGUUGACGGAUGAAACUCCGACCGCUACCCGGAUGACAUAAGUUUCGAAGAGUGUCCCCAUUGGAUGACCUGAGACCGAAGUGGCUCGGGGAUAAAAAGGCGGUUCAGUGGGAAGCCCUCAGGUACCUGCACCCACGCCUGACCUCGUUCUCAGUUCCUCAGGUCACGUUCCUCCAGGGAUGGCUUGAUAGCCAGUAGUUCACGGUUACCCACAUCAUAGUUUCUCUCUGCUGAAGAAAGUUUUCUGGAAAAGAAUGUACAGGGAUGAACCUGUACAUUCAUCUUCAUGAGGUCGGAGUAGAGUCCUGAGGUUCCAUUACUUUUUCCAGUAGGUGGUCAGAAACUCUCGAGUUAGCAAUCAACAGCAUUGCUAUCGUUUCUGUUAACGGCGACUGACUGCUUGCUUCACAUUAUAUACAUACUUAUAAGUGUUAUAAUCUGCUUAUAGCAUAGUUAUAAGCACUCAUAAAUAAUAAUAAUGCUGUAUUACAAUAAUCAUAACACACUAUAAAACAUUUAAAAUGAUAUGGUAAAGUAUAAUUCUUCAUAACUGCUGGUCACUCACUGAUGUUAUUUUUUUCAAGGAUCAUACUGUAUUAUAAUUCCCAUAGUAGUAAUAUAUUAUGAUCUUUUUAUAAUGCAUUAUAACAUGUGUUAUAAUACAUCGUAAUGUGAUUAUAAGUUACUCAUUGUUUGCUUUACGUAAAGUCAAUAAAAUGGUAAAUCUAUGCAAGAACAACACACAAAAUGUUGUAAAUGUAUCUUUACUUCACUUAAAGCAAACAAUGAACACUUAUAAUCACAUUU
This is a messenger RNA of Anarrhichthys ocellatus (wolf-eel), 8348 nucleotides long. It is a transcript of the gene znf831, whose product is annotated as zinc finger protein 831. Bases 1258 to 6552 code for a protein of 1764 amino acids. The transcript is spliced from 4 exons. Lineage: Eukaryota; Metazoa; Chordata; Actinopteri; Perciformes; Anarhichadidae. The record is from RefSeq and is a predicted model, not a curated record.